CGGGCGAUUGUGUCGGGAAGCAAAUCCGACGUAGACGGCGGCGGGCGGAGCUCAAGGCCAGUGAUGCAGGGUGCGCAGCGAUCCCACCUGGAGAGUCGGGGCGGCACGUUGAGACCCCAGGGGUGAGGGGCGGGGGAUCCAAAUCCCCGCCCUGUUUUCCCCUCCCCUUUCCCCGCCUCCUUCUCGCCCCUCCCCCCUCCUCCCCUCUGGUUGGAAAGUUUCUAGAAUCUCUUCCCAGCGGCCUUUGCGGUUCCAACAUGGCGGAGCUGACGGUGGAGGUUCGCGGCUCCAACGGGGCUUUCUACAAGGGAUUUAUCAAAGAUGUUCAUGAAGACUCCCUUACAGUUGUUUUUGAAAAUAAUUGGCAACCAGAACGCCAGGUUCCAUUUAAUGAAGUCAGAUUACCACCACCACCUGAUAUAAAAAAAGAAAUUAGUGAAGGAGAUGAAGUAGAGGUAUAUUCAAGAGCAAAUGACCAAGAGCCAUGUGGAUGGUGGUUGGCUAAAGUUCGGAUGAUGAAAGGAGAAUUUUAUGUCAUUGAAUAUGCUGCUUGUGACGCUACUUACAAUGAAAUAGUCACAUUCGAACGACUUCGGCCUGUCAAUCAAAAUAAAACUGUCAAAAAAAAUACCUUCUUUAAAUGCACAGUGGAUGUUCCUGAGGAUUUGAGAGAGGCGUGUGCUAAUGAAAAUGCACAUAAAGAUUUUAAGAAAGCAGUAGGAGCAUGCAGAAUUUUUUACCAUCCAGAAACAACACAGCUAAUGAUACUGUCUGCCAGUGAAGCAACUGUGAAGAGAGUAAACAUCUUAAGUGACAUGCAUUUGCGAAGUAUUCGUACGAAGUUGAUGCUUAUGUCCAGAAAUGAAGAGGCCACUAAGCAUUUAGAAUGCACAAAACAACUUGCAGCAGCUUUUCAUGAGGAAUUUGUUGUGAGAGAAGAUUUAAUGGGCCUGGCAAUAGGAACACAUGGUAGUAACAUUCAGCAAGCUAGGAAGGUUCCUGGAGUUACCGCCAUUGAGCUAGAUGAAGAUACUGGAACAUUUAGAAUCUAUGGAGAGAGUGCUGAUGCUGUAAAAAAGGCUAGAGGUUUCUUGGAAUUUGUGGAGGAUUUUAUUCAGGUUCCUAGGAAUCUCGUUGGAAAAGUAAUUGGAAAAAAUGGCAAAGUUAUUCAAGAAAUAGUGGACAAAUCUGGUGUGGUUCGAGUAAGAAUUGAAGGGGACAAUGAAAAUAAAUUACCCAGAGAAGACGGUAUGGUUCCAUUUGUAUUUGUUGGCACUAAAGAAAGCAUUGGAAAUGUGCAAGUUCUUUUAGAGUAUCAUAUUGCUUAUCUAAAGGAAGUAGAACAGCUAAGAAUGGAACGCCUACAGAUUGAUGAACAGCUACGACAGAUUGGUAUGGGUUUCAGACCUUCUUCCACCAGAGGGCCUGAAAAAGAGAAAGGAUAUGCCACUGAUGAAAGUACCGUCUCUUCUGUACAAGGUUCUAGGUCUUAUAGUGGAAGAGGCAGAGGUCGUCGGGGCCCUAAUUACACCUCCGGUUAUGGUACAAAUUCUGAGCUGUCUAACCCCUCUGAAACGGAAUCUGAGCGUAAAGACGAGCUGAGUGAUUGGUCAUUGGCAGGAGAAGAUGAUCGAGACAGCCGACAUCAGCGUGACAGCAGGAGACGCCCAGGAGGGAGAGGCAGAAGUGUUUCAGGGGGUCGAGGUCGUGGUGGACCACGUGGUGGCAAAUCCUCCAUCAGUUCUGUGCUGAAAGAUCCAGACAGCAAUCCAUACAGCUUACUUGAUAAUACAGAAUCAGAUCAGACUGCAGACACUGAUGCCAGCGAAUCUCAUCACAGUACUAACCGUCGUAGGCGGUCUCGUAGACGAAGGACUGAUGAAGAUGCUGUUCUGAUGGAUGGAAUGACUGAAUCUGAUACAGCUUCAGUUAAUGAAAAUGGGCUAGAUGAUAGUGAAAAAAAACCCCAGCGACGCAAUCGUAGCCGCAGGCGUCGCUUCAGGGGUCAGGCAGAAGAUAGACAGCCAGUCACAGUUGCAGAUUAUAUUUCUAGAGCUGAGUCUCAGAGCAGACAAAGAAACCUCCCAAGGGAAACUUUGGCUAAAAACAAGAAAGAAAUGGCAAAAGAUGUGAUUGAAGAGCAUGGUCCUUCAGAAAAGGCAAUAAACGGCCCAACUAGUGCUUCUGGCGAUGACAUUUCUAAGCUACAGCGUACUCCAGGAGAAGAAAAGAUUAAUACCUUAAAAGAAGAAAACACUCAAGAAGCAGCAGUCCUGAAUGGUGUUUCAUAAACUGAAGAAGUUCCUAGUUUACAGUUCUUUUACAUUACAUUUACAAUAGUGCUUGUACAAGCUUGCCAAAGAUAGAAUAUGGAUCGCCAGUCUUUACAUCGCACUUUCAGUUCCUCCAUUUGGAAUUCAAAAAGGGGAGGGAUCCUGAAGAAAUCAUAUGUUAAACAUACUUUGACACCUACUGUGUUAUAAAAUAUAUCAUCAGAUGUGCCUUGAGAAUAGUAUAUGUAACAUUAAAAAAAAGUUGCUGGCUAUAGGAAAUGUUAUUUUGUUUUCAAAAUAUGGCAGAGAUGGGGGGUGGUGGGUGGGGUGGGAUCCCUAACGUAAUAUUCUUUAUGAAAGCAUUAGCUGCUUUUGUUACAUUUUUAAUAUGCAACCACUUCUUCACCUGAGGAAAACUAGAAUGAAAUGCAGUCUAAAAUAUUUUGCACUGAAUUGUAAUUUCUUCAUUAGUUUAGUCUGGAAACUGGUCUGUUUUAAUGUGUUUUUUAAAUGCUGUAUGUAGAGGAAAAUCUGCAGACCACUGGAAUACAUUUGUUAAACUCUCAUCUGCAGGGACACUGGGCGAUACUUGGCAGUGACUGUUCUACCUUGAGGCUUUGUUUGGUUUAUUUAUUAAAGUGUACAGUAUUUAAAAAUCAAACAUAGCUUUAGUUAAAACACUAAGCUGAAUUAGUCAUGUCCAUUCAGACAUAACCUGAACUACUGAAAAGAUCAAUUUCCAGAAAGUUUAUUCUGUAUAAACUACAUGUUAGUCUUCAGUAGAGUAUCUUUUUUUUUUCCUUUUUUUUUUUUUUAUUUCGGUUGUUUGAUGUGCAAUAUGUUUUUGUAUGCAGGUAGUAAAUAAACUUUGAUCUUCCAUUUGCUGAA
Rhinopithecus roxellana (golden snub-nosed monkey) is the source of this 3161-nucleotide messenger RNA. It is a transcript of the gene FXR1, whose product is annotated as FMR1 autosomal homolog 1. Gene Ontology annotation, cellular component: nucleus; membrane; dendritic spine neck. Gene Ontology annotation, molecular function: translation regulator activity; mRNA 3'-UTR binding; protein homodimerization activity. NCBI's taxonomy places the organism in Eukaryota, Metazoa, Chordata, Mammalia, Primates, Cercopithecidae. The record is from RefSeq and is a predicted model, not a curated record. The transcript is spliced from 17 exons. Gene Ontology annotation, biological process: regulation of dendritic spine development; anterograde axonal transport; negative regulation of translation. The coding region runs from base 258 to 2291 and encodes 677 amino acids.